Molecule: messenger RNA, 6217 nt
Organism: Fundulus heteroclitus (mummichog)
Lineage: Eukaryota; Metazoa; Chordata; Actinopteri; Cyprinodontiformes; Fundulidae
Gene: dact1
Product: dishevelled-binding antagonist of beta-catenin 1
Exons: 4
Coding region: 328-2889 (853 amino acids)
Biological process (GO): negative regulation of JNK cascade; regulation of Wnt signaling pathway, planar cell polarity pathway; negative regulation of canonical Wnt signaling pathway
Cellular component (GO): cytoplasm
Source: RefSeq, a predicted model, not a curated record
GUCAGUCUGAAGGGGCGAGGUUUGCUGGCUUCCACCAGACACCAGGGGUCAGUUUGUGCAGAGCUUCAGGAGGACCGUCUGCAGGGCGGAUGCAGUCCUGCCUUCUUCUCUGGGUCCUUUCCCCACAUUUCCCCCCACGCCCCCGGGUGUAAAGGGACCCACCAGGACAGCAGUCUGAUCCCGCUUUCCGGUUCCAUCACUAGGCGGUUCGGGGCUGUUUCUGGAUCUGAUCUGAUUUAUGCAUCAGGUUCGGCCAGGUGGGUGCCAGUGGGUAUUCUCACACGCCACCCAUGCUGCAGAGAGCAGUCGGAGCUACAGCCGGAGGAGAUGCCGUUGUUCGCCGCCUCUAGGCGGGACGGAGACGGCCGCUUGGGCCGGCACAGAGCGCCGUCGGACGGGGAGCGGCUGCGCUCCGUCCGGGAGCGGCUGGGGCUCAUCGUGUCGGUGCUCGGUGAGCUGGAGUACCUGCGGCAUCGGCAGGAGCUGCUGGUCCUGAGCGCACUGAAGGAGGAGGUGAAGGAGGCGAAGGAGGCGCGGAGCUCUGCUCAGCUGGGCUGCGAGGAGAACAUCCUGGUGCUGAGGAAACAGCUGAGCUGCCUGAGGAGGGAUGCUGGUAUCAUCAGCGAGUUACAUGAGUUGGACCAACAGAUCAAUGAGCAGCUGGAGACAGACAGCCGACCGAGCUCAGGUUUCUAUGAGCUGAGUGACGGGGCCUCUGGCUCACUCUCCAACUCAUCCCACUCCGUCUUCAGCGAGAGCUUCUGCUCAACAGCUGAAGCUGAAGGAUGCCUCCUGCCCACAGAGGAGCUGGCCAGCUGUUUGGAGUAUGACGUACUGCUUGGAGGACCUGGUGAUGACGCAGCUUCCUCUGGUGCCGUUCGCCGCUCACUCUCAGCUCCUCACCAGGCUUCUCUGGAGGCUUCAUCUCUGCUACCCACUGACUCCCCGACUAGAAAUUUCUGCAAUCUUCUUUCCAGAAAUGUCAGUGACAUCUACUGCCACAGAAGCCCAUUACACAUGGUGGCCAUUCAAGGCUCGGGCUUUCUGCAGAUCUCUGGUGAAGGAGGUCAUUGCAGAGAUGAGGCUGGUGCUGAAUGUCCCAAAACAGAAACCUCCCCUACUCCCAGUUCUGUUUCAGGUUCUCCUGGACCUCAAAGGUCUGCUCUCCAAACUCAUUCCAGUAAGCACCUCGACAAAUACAUCUUCGGUCUGCUGCAGCGGAGGGCACAGCCCAUUAGGGCCAACAGACCCAGGACCAGCAUCAGUACGGACCCUCUAAAGAGCAUCGUGCGCCAGCCCAGUCUCUGUUUGAGACAAGUGUCUGGGCCCAGUUCUGGGGCGGGGACUCUGAAAGGGACUGAUAUAACAUCUGUGUUCCCUGCUGGAGAAACCUCAGCAGAAGUUUUUGCCAUUUCAUCCUCUCAGAGACAAUGUUCUCUAGAUAGCAAAAAUGAAGAGAAGGCCACUCAAAGAGUCUUCCCUGAGGAUACUGACAUGAAAAUUAGCUCUAAGAACAACAACGGUGACUCCAACUCCACUGGUAGUCAUAACCUGCAGAACAAUUGUUCUGUCCCCAGUAGGGUCAAGAACGGCAGUACAAACAUUAGAAGAGUCAUUAGAAAGACAAGCCUUCUUUCUCACUCGGGCCCCUCUGUCCCCACUCUCCUCAAAGAAAUCAGAGAUCAUACAAGUCCUAAACUUAACUCUUUACGUGAAGAGACACUUCAGCCAUGUUGCCCCACCGACCAAGAACAGAUCUUCAAAUCAUCUCUAACUGCUAAAACACAGACUGGUGCUUCCAAGAAGAGCUCUAAUCCUCUGCAGAGUGGCCCAUCAGAGAAUAACAGCUUGGAGCUGGCACACACCAGUUCAGAGGCCUUCGCUCAGAAUCCCGACGAAGGAGUAAGAGUAGUAAGAAGGAGUCAUGUGAGCAAUGGCAUCCCUGCCAGGCAGCAUAAUGGUAAACACUGCAAAGGUAACAGCAGGAAUGUUAAGAUUACUAAAGUGAAGAGCAGCAAUAGAACAAAACCUCUGUUGGCUUCUGAACAUAAGGAGGUGCCUUCAGAGAAAAGAGGGGAUAAGCUCUGCCAUAAUUCUGACCCUGACAGGUUUCUUCAAGUGGACGACGGACACUCCAAUGAGGCCAAGGUCUCUAACAAAGGUACUUCAUCAGGCAUGAACAGCAUCCCUGCAUCCACUCCAAUAACUGGAGUCCCAGACAAGCAUGCAAGGCCGACGCAAAUCAGCGUUAGAUCAGGAGUAUUAAAGCACCAUCAGUAUGGAAGCUACCAUUCUCAUCAUCACCACGGACGCGAACACGUCGCCGUUGUUGCCAAGCCAAAGUGCAAACGGAAAGAGUACCGGCCCCCGCGUGCCAUCAUGGAGGUGCCAUCUGACAGCACGAAGGCAAACAGCCGCCACCGGCAGAGAAAGAAGGUCCUUAGAAGCUCUGUUGCCAAAACAUGCCACACCGGGGGGCAGCAGGGUAGCCCAUACUCCAAAAUCCCAGCAAGCGACUCUGAAUAUUCAGCCGAGUGUGUCUCACUUUUUCACUCUACCAUCGUGGACACCAGUGAGGACGACAGGUCCAAUUACACCACAAACUGCUUUGGGGACAGCGAGUCCAGCGAGGAGGAGUAUGUGGAGGACAACACCACCACCACAGACACAGAGGAGAGUGUGGGUGGUGGACCUGGGGGAGAGGGUCCUGGAGGAAUUGGGCCAGGCCGGCGUCGGGGGCAUCAGAGAACAGCUCGGGUCACAGUGGGGAAGCUGGAAAUAGAUCCAGCUCAGACUAAGACCUUCGUCAAGGUUAAGGCUUCUCAUAACCUGAAGAGGAAGAUCCUCAGGUUCAGGUCGGGUUCACUCAAACUCAUGACCACAGUAUGAUCUCUCAGACUGGAGCAGAAGCAUAUCUGUUGGUUGCCUUAUCCGGUUACUUCUGUUGUGCCUGAAACAAACCAAGUAGUUGAAAAAAUAGUGGUAGAAUGGGAGCUGUAAGGUCCACCACAUACUGCGGUUUGGAAAACAGUUUCUACAGCUGGUAUUUAUACCACCGCAAGCCUCUUCAGAGGGUCCGAACCAAUCUUUGUGAAGGUUGUCUCUCGAAAGAAAAACUGUUAAGAUGAAACCUUCUUAUUAGGCUGCUUCUCUUUUAUCAAAUUACAGUUUCUAAAUUUACAAUAUUACAAUGUCAACAUUUUACAGAUGGUAACCCAGAACUUCCUGUCAAAGUCCAUAGAUUUAGAAAAACUAAUAAUUGUGUGAAUGCAGUUCGGCCACCCAAACACAGUUGAAACCAGGUAUUUCUAUGGGCUAAUCAGUUUGUGCUUAUUCACAUCGUUCUUUAAUGUUCCCCCAAAACUCAGUCCGCAAGUAUAACAUUUUGACAUAUUUCCAACAUAACAAACAAACAACUAUAUUUUUUGGUGGAUGCUAAUGAACAAAAUCAAUUCAUGUCACCAUUCUUACAAAUUAAUUUUUAUCCUACUGCAACGUGACUUUUCAUAACAAAAAUGAGCAAUUUUAGCAUCCGGCUCAAAAUGCUAAUAAAAAAUUUGCAUCUUUGAUCUCAGCAGAAUUUUAGAAAUGUGUUGACUUUAUUUCUGUACAAAUAACAUUGUUGAUCCCAGCUGACCUGAAAAAGUUUAACCCGGUUUAAUGUCACAAAGUGAGAAAACAGGUUUUCAUACAGUAUAAAUAUCUGGUUUCAACUUUGGCAUUCAGCUGUUUAGGAUAAGACAAACUGCUUGGAAUCCUUUUUCUUCCAUGCAGCUCGGAUGUUAUGACUAGAGAGGAACUUUGUUAAGUAGGUUAACUUCGCUUGUUGUAUGUGGAACUCGUGGUCGGCCAAGAAGAAACAUUUAAAUCCUUAAAGGUACGUUCAACACUGAACGCAAACAAGCCGUAUUUUUCUCGUUGAUCACCUGCCAUUGGUCACUUGACAUUUCGCCUCUCUCUCGUAAACAAUUUGCGCUUACAAUACAGCCAGUUUUCCCCCAGCUUGCUUCACCGCGUCACCAAAUAGGAGGACCGUCUAUCUGCUUCUGGUUCCUCUUCUCUGUUCGUGGUGGAGAUGGAUUUUACCGAGCGAGUCACGGUGCUGUGUGUAAUGUGGAAAACCGAACAGCUUUCCACAUUGUCUAAGAGAUGUCCUCUGAUUUGACUGUAUCUGUUUGAAGGGUUCUACUGUUGCCUUCUGAUCUCCUAAAGCAGAUUUCUGUAAUGUAUAAAGGGCUGUAAAAUAAUGAUUAAUGCCUUUACAAGCCAUUGCAAAACAUCUGGAAUCACUGUUCAAUCAAUAUUUUUUUACUUUGUAGCAAAAAAGAGAAAAACUACAUUACACUUGAACAUCUGUUUUCAGGCCAGAAAAGGAAAAAAAGUGGAAUUACUCAAUGUUGAGGUAGAAAAUGUGCCAAAAUAGCCCCAAGAGGAGAGAUGUGAGAUGAAAAAUGGGAAGAACUUCUUCAAGAACGUCAAUCAGCACAGAGUGUGGCAAAACAUGUAGGUUGUUCCAAGUCAGCUGAGUCGAAUGUUUGGAGGAAGUACAAGCAGAGUGUUCAGGUUAUAAGAAGAAAAUCCAGGUAGACCAAGGAAGACAGGGAAGCAUCAGGAAGGAGAGCUCUAAACAAUGUGCCUAGGAAAUGACCAGCUAAAGGAAUAAAAGUCCAAUGAACAUAACUGUAGGUUAAUGUUUGGGAGCAAUCUGUUUGAAAUAAAAAAAAAAAUAGUUCAGAAACACCAUUAACAAUGAAAUUUUAAAAAACCAAGGUUCGUGGACUGCAGAGCAGUGGAUGGAUGAGCGAUUUAGGGACCUCUCCCUGGCCAAGGACAAGAUGCUGAAAUGUUUAGUGAAACAUAUAAAGAUGACUGCUUGAAGAACAUUUACCCUGAAGAGUUUUGUAAAAAAAAAGGUUUUGAAAGCAACACAGUUUGAGAGAUUACAAUUUGUUUUUCAAAUUCUGUUUUGAAGCCAUUUUAUUUUCUACAAGUUCUACUUUCUGCACAUGUAUCUGUUCCAUUUGGCUCGACUUUUGAGGUCAAGUUUUUUGAAAGGUAUGUUUUUUAUAUCCUGCACUUUGAAAUAAGCCAUCAGUGCUGUUAACAUGUUUGCUUAUAGUCCUGUUUUAUUUCCUCUAGUUUUUGAGCAUUUCUGUCAGCUCAUAUUUUUUCUGUAAAGUGCUUUUUUCAGCUAUGCUGUUCUAAGAUUUUUUUAAAAGCUAUUUAUACCUAAUAUAUUUGUUAUACACAGUAUUCACUGAAAGCCAUUAAAAUGUUAAGAGCAGAUGGAGAUUUGUUUCCCCUUGUUUUACUACGUGUGCAUUGAAUACAGCUGACAUUUAAAUGAUAAAUGCAGUGAAUGUUUCAGAAAAAUGUCCAUUUUCUUUGAUGACUAAGAUUAGUUUUGGACUUUAGUUGUUAAAUGGCACCAUAUAAAUAAAGUAAUAGAACUAACUGAUUUAAACUACCUUUUCUUACAUAUACAGUAGGCUGAUGGCAAAAAAGGGAUGUGAACUGAGUGGGAUUAUUUGCAAAAAAAAACAAAUUCCUAUGAAAAUUGUGCCAAACUAAGCUGCUGGUUAGGGGCUCCAACCCAUUGGAUGGCCUCCAAGGAUGCUUGAAUUAUCCUACAGCGCAUAGAUCCCCAAAAUUCUAAUUUGCUUACUUAGAAUAACCAUACAAUUUAAUUUGGCCUAACAUUUCAGAAUAAUUAAACUAAGAAAUUCAAAAAGAUCUGAAAUUUAUACAUUUUUAAAUACAACUGGAAAGUACAAAACAUAUUUCUAGUUUGAGUUUAACAGGAAGUUGUCCCCCGAUCCAGCUUUUUUUCAGGCCUUGUAGAACCUUGGGCUGGCCCUGAACUGGAUUUAGAUUAAUCAUCAGGGUUUAUUUGCCUUCUUCAAAAGGCCAUGACUGCUCUUGUUGAUGUCACACGCUGCCUUUCUGUUUAAAAGUUUAUUUGCUGACUUUUUUGUUGUUGUUGAAAUUGUUUAUAUUUAAACGUCUCACCAGCAAUAAUCCUUCAAUCAGUAGCUAAACCUAAUUGUACUGAUGUUUCCCCACCAACGUCAUGCCUCUGCUGUGUCAGAACUGAUCUUCUAAACUUCACAGCUGGAGAACUAAAUGACUGUUAUUAAUAUCUUUGUAUUUAUUGUACAUGUAUGCCAGAAAUUGGUGCUUGACUCUUUAACUCUUGAUUAAAUGUGGAUUUCCCGUG